Iphiclides podalirius (scarce swallowtail) is the source of this 495-nucleotide messenger RNA. NCBI's taxonomy places the organism in Eukaryota, Metazoa, Arthropoda, Insecta, Lepidoptera, Papilionidae. The record is from the annotation of a GenBank genome assembly.
AUGGGUUUUUUAGAUCCAGCUUCAACAGAAGAUGAUCUAAGAACUGGAACUAAUGUUGAAAUCCCUUUGUGGUUAGCCGAAUCAUUAUAUUCUCGUAGACCGCCUUUGGUCAGCGUUGAUUUACCAAAGAUUUAUAAGGAAGCAUAUAGAGAGAUAUUAAAUGCAGAUGCUUGUACAGUAGAUUUACACAAAUUAGGACAGCAUUUUUAUGAUUUAGGGUGUUAUGUAGCAAAACAUGAUAUAAAAGGUGAAGUGGGAAAUACAUUAGUUAAUACGUUCAAGCAAAGGUUUCGGAUGAUAUUAUCUGCUAGCACAUCAACUGAUUCAAUUAGCUCUUUGCAACCACUUUCAAACAGUGAAAGGAUACGCACAGCUAAUGCAGCCACCACAGAAAAAGCAUUGUCACUUUGGCUCAAACGAGGAGACUGUCCAUUGAGUACUGCUAAUAUGGUAGCCAGCCAUAGGAAACGAAAAAGAGCUGAAAUGGAAAUGGUC